This is a messenger RNA of Echinococcus granulosus, 372 nucleotides long. RefSeq lists its product as hypothetical. Bases 1 to 372 code for a protein of 123 amino acids. NCBI's taxonomy places the organism in Eukaryota, Metazoa, Platyhelminthes, Cestoda, Cyclophyllidea, Taeniidae. The transcript has 3 exons. The record is from RefSeq and is a predicted model, not a curated record.
AUGGUGUCCAUUUCAGCGAUGGAGAAAACUAAUUCUACACCUGUAUGCAUUGCACACCUUGAUAAUAAUUUGCUUUACCAAGGACAUUUUACAAACUACACGAAAAACUGCAAUGUUUUGUCCUCCGAGUUCCGAGAAAAUUAUGCAAACAAGAACCGACUGAAAACAUUCCGCUCCAUCAGCAUACACAUUUGGGCUGAGCGCUGGAGCUUGACAGUUCCACCUUGUGCUCCGUUACAGAGCAAGUUUGUUGUUUGCAUUGGAACUGGAGAAUCGGAAAGGUUGCGGAAUCCUCUUCCAUUGUUCUGCUGGAACAGUAAAUAUAAUAAGCCUAUGGAGUUCUGCAUUGAUUUCGUCAAUAGGGAAACCUAA